AUGUCCCAACGACAAGCAUCCUCUGCCUCGCAGACCCCCCUCAUCUCUCCCGCCGAACUUUCCUACCUGUACACCUCGCUCGCCCUCCCGAACAACCCCAUCCGCCCCGAUGGCCGCUCCCCAACCCAGUUCCGCCCGCUGACCGCCGAAACCGACAUCCUCCCCGGCACGAAUGGCAGCGCGCGCGUCGGGUUCGCAGACGGCACGCAGGCCAUUGUCGGCGUGAAGGCCGAGGUCGAGAAGACGGUCGCGGCGGCCGACGUCGCCAGUCUCGCGCAGCAGGGCCCCGCCGAGACCAGCGACGACGACCCGCAGCAAGCAUCGAGCACCGGACACGGAUCCUGGGUACAGAUGUCCAUUGAGAUCCCGGGGUAUCGCGACGACGACGCCCUGCCGGUGUUUCUGUCGGAGAUGAUGCGCGAGCCGCUGGUGGAGUCGGUGUCGAGCGGCGGAGACGGCGAUAUGGCCGGCGGGUUAAAGGGUCGGCUCGUGAUUAACCGACGGUGGCAUUGGCGGCUGUACAUUGAUGUGCUGCUCCUCUCGCAACCCCUUUCGUACCCGCUCCCGCUCCUGUCGCUUACGACACACCUGGCGCUGCUGUCGACCAAGCUCCCCAAGCUCAAGUCGCAGGGCGAGGAGGACCCGUUCUUCGACGACGACUGGAACGCCGCCGAGUACCUGUACCCGCGCACGCGCGGGCUCAAGACUGCGGCCGCGCACCCUGUGCGCCCACCCAUCACGCUGCUCGUCAUUGCUGUCGGCGAGAACGUCAUCUUCGAUCCGAGUCGCGAGGAAAUCGCCGUUGCGGACACGAUCCUGGCGAUCUCGGUCGCGCGCGACGCGCAGUCGGAUGCGCUGAAGGUGCUGUCGAUUCGCACGGUGGAUCCGCCGUCGCGGCUGACGCAGCCGGGCGUGCCAAACUCGGAGAACGUCGCGACGCUGGGGUCGGCGGCGGCUGAGGAGGCCGCUGUGUUGAACCCGUCGACGGGCGAGGAGGAGGUGCCCGGCGUGUGGAAGCCGCGCCGUGGUGGUGUGAAGCGGAGUACCGUCGCAAAGAUGGUGAAGCUGGUGCUGCGGAAGGGCGGUGUCGGCGAGGAGGUGCUGGAGGGCUUGGAGGGUGUGGAGGUUGGCUGA
This is a messenger RNA of Aspergillus terreus NIH2624, 1134 nucleotides long. RefSeq names its product exosome non-catalytic core subunit RRP42. Lineage: Eukaryota; Fungi; Ascomycota; Eurotiomycetes; Eurotiales; Aspergillaceae. Bases 1 to 1134 code for a protein of 377 amino acids. The transcript has 2 exons. Gene Ontology annotation, cellular component: cytoplasmic exosome (RNase complex); nuclear exosome (RNase complex). The record is from RefSeq and is a predicted model, not a curated record. Gene Ontology annotation, biological process: U5 snRNA 3'-end processing; nuclear polyadenylation-dependent rRNA catabolic process; nuclear mRNA surveillance.